Molecule: messenger RNA, 567 nt
Organism: Glycine soja
Lineage: Eukaryota; Viridiplantae; Streptophyta; Magnoliopsida; Fabales; Fabaceae
Product: aquaporin TIP1-3-like
Exons: 3
Coding region: 1-567 (188 amino acids)
Biological process (GO): transmembrane transport; water transport
Cellular component (GO): membrane
Molecular function (GO): water channel activity
Source: RefSeq, a predicted model, not a curated record
AUGCACUUCGAGGAAAAAGGAAGUGUUGAUGCUACAAGAAAAGUUUACGACUUAACUCUUUUAACGAAGAAGGAAUACAUGAAAAUAAUUAAGCUGACAAACAAUGGUUCAGCAACACCAUCAGAGUUAGUGGCAGCAUCACUGUCACAUGCCUUUGCACUUUUUGUUGCGGUCUCUGUAGGUGCAAACAUUUCUGGUGGUCAUGUAAACCCUGCUAUCACUUUCGGUGCCUUUGUUGGUGGCCACAUUACUCUCUUUAGAAGCAUUUUGUACUGGAUUGCUCAGUUACUAGGCUCUGUCGUUGCUUGCUUGCUCCUUAAAUUUGCCACUGGUGGACUGGAAACAUCAGCAUUUGCACUGUCUCCUGGGGUGGAAGCAGGGAACGCUCUAGUGUUCGAGAUUGUGAUGACUUUUGGUUUGGUUUACACGGUGUAUGCAACUGCAGUGGACCCAAAGAAGGGUGACCUUGGGAUAAUUCCUCCAAUUGCAAUUGGUUUCAUCGUUGGUGCGAACAUCUUGGCGGGGGGUACAUUUGACGGUUCAUCUUGUCAGUUGGACUUGGGCUAA